GCCCCGCCUCCUCCUUAAAUGCUGUCCAAUCCCGUGCAGCGCGGCGUCUCCGUUAAAAGCAGGGAGCGCGCGAUCAUGUGACUGUAAUGUAGUAAGGAGCACGAGCGCGAGAGCAGCGGUUAAAUCCCACACAUUAUCACUUAUCACAACGGGAAUAUACCGAAACACACGCGCUUGUUCACACACCGUGCAGCAGUCACACACACACACACACACACACACACACACACACACACACACACACACACACACACACACACACACAGAACCGAAGCACUGGAGUCCACAGGGUCUGACCAGGAAUGGUGGAUUGCAUGCUAGUGGAUGAAGUAACGUUCCUGUCGUACAGUUUCCCUUUGCCAGUACACCUCCUACCGGACAUGGUGAGGGACGAGCGGGUCUACCAGGUGCUUUCCUCUCCGUUCUCCGAGGAUGAGCUGAGUGACUCUUCUAGCUCACGUUCUUGCUCCAGCCCCGAGUCUCAGGUCCUGAGCUCCAGGUGCAGCAGCAGCUCAAGCAGUGAGAGCCAAGAUGGCCUCCUGGACUUCCUCCUUUCGCAAAACCAAACAUCUUUCACCCCAGUGUUAACUUCUGCCAUGGUUCCUCCUGUCCUCCCUAAGGGUCUGGCCUGGGAGUCCCGAAGGGAUCGGACCACCAAAGAGGAAUGCUUUGAGUUUCCUGUUUUUCCUGGAGAUCUGGAGGAACAUGCAGGCCUUCUCUUUCAGCCCACACUGGAGGAGAUUGAGGAGUUUCUGGAGGAGAACAUGGAGGUUGUAGCCUUAAAGGAGAAAGCUGAAACGACACAAGGCACAUCAGAAAUGAAGACACAAGACCAAACAGUGCCUGUAUCCAGCAUGACUGAGAUGACGGAAUUCAAGCCUAAGAGUUCUCCGUUUUCAGCCAGACUCACUACAGGUCCUCAGACCACAGUGAAAAAAGAGCCACUCUCUGGGAAGGCAAGGGCAUUGGAGAGCUCAGGGACUCCAGUGUUCCUGCAGAUCCAGCCCAUUCCCAUCAAACAGGAGCAGAAUCCGUAUCCUACACCCACGUCUCAGUUGCAGACGCCCACCUCGGACAUCAAAAUCACACAGCUGCUGGUCAACAUCCAGGGGCAGACAUUUGCUCUGGUUCCUCAAGUUGUUCCACCAGCUAGUUUCAGCAGCACUUCCUCCAAAUUUGUCCGUAUUGCUCCUGUCCCCAUCGCAGCCAAACCAUCAGGACACUUGGAGAACACACUUGAUGGGACACAGGAAGCCGGACUCCUCAUUGGGGGUCAAAAAUUCCAGAAGAGCUCCGUAGCUGAUUUGAUUAAAAUGCACAAGUGCACUUUUCCAGGCUGUGCAAAGAUGUAUACCAAGAGCAGUCACCUGAAGGCUCACCUGAGGAGACACACGGGAGAGAAACCCUUUGCCUGCACAUGGCCAGGAUGUGCCUGGAGGUUCUCGAGGUCAGAUGAGUUGUCCCGUCACAGACGCUCACAUUCCGGCGUGAAACCGUAUCAGUGUCACGUCUGUGAGAAGAAAUUUGCCCGCAGUGAUCACCUGUCCAAACACGUCAAAGUCCACCGCUUUCCACGAAACAGCAGGACGACACGCUCUACACACUGACCUCACAUAACCCUGACACACACAUGAGGAGCAGUUCCCAGUGGUGGUGCUGUUUUAUUUAUUAGGGAUGUACUGAAGUGUGUAACAGAACUUUAUCGCUCUCCUGUAGAGUUUUUCAGCGAAUGUCACACCACAGGACAGAAGAUGGGAAGAUUAUGUUGUGACUCAGUGUUGGAGUUUCUGCCUAAACGCUAAAGCAUUGACAUUCCUGAUUAUUAUAAUGCAUUAUAACAUUUUACAUGGUGUAAUUUUGCAAAACCAAAAACAUUCAUUCAUCAAAACGUUCUGAGCUAGUGAUCGUAAUCAGGACUGUCGUUAUGACAGAUGUGUGAAUAAUAACUCAAAAUGAGAACUUUUACUUCCUGUUUAUACCAUUUUUUAUUUUAAAUGUUCACAAAGUGUUAAACAUGUGGAGCUCAGACAGGGAGCUAAAACUUAUAAAACCCCUGAUUGUUAGGGAACCUUUCUCAUAAUGUCUCUCUCUCUCACACACACACACACACACACACAUGUACACACACACAUGUACACAAACAUACACACAUGUACACACACACACACAUACUCACACACACACACACACACA
Messenger RNA from Tachysurus fulvidraco (yellow catfish), 2193 nucleotides. RefSeq names its product Kruppel-like factor 15 (gene klf15). The coding region runs from base 303 to 1607 and encodes 434 amino acids. The record is from RefSeq and is a predicted model, not a curated record. NCBI's taxonomy places the organism in Eukaryota, Metazoa, Chordata, Actinopteri, Siluriformes, Bagridae. The transcript has 3 exons. Gene Ontology annotation, molecular function: RNA polymerase II cis-regulatory region sequence-specific DNA binding; DNA-binding transcription factor activity, RNA polymerase II-specific. Gene Ontology annotation, biological process: regulation of transcription by RNA polymerase II.